This is a messenger RNA of Somion occarium, 1937 nucleotides long. NCBI's taxonomy places the organism in Eukaryota, Fungi, Basidiomycota, Agaricomycetes, Polyporales, Cerrenaceae. The record is from the annotation of a GenBank genome assembly.
GCAGCAUCUUGUUCUCGACGACGACGAUCUCCUCGUGAACAUUCGUGCAGUAGUAGACUGCUAGAGUCCUCUGCACCCGAAAUCCAUCAAUCUCAGCGAACCUAAAGCAUACAAUGGCCGCUCCUCAAGUCCUCCCUCUCCCUCACGGCCAGAUUCCCAUUACAUCUCAUGCAUUCAACGCAGACCGUAGUCGUACAGGUCGCUGUAAGUUUGAACUCCAACGAUGUCACCAUCUUCCAUCGCCAAGGCCAGGAAUGGGCUGCAGGAGAGACUUUAUCCGAGCACGACAAACUCAUCACUUCAAUCGACUGGGCCCCCAACUCCAAUCGCAUCGUCACCUCCUCUCAAGACCGAAACGCCUACGUCUGGUCCCUAACCCCCGACCCACAAACCGGAACCACAAUCUGGAAACCGACUCUAGUUCUCCUCCGUAUCAAUCGUGCAGCCACCUUUGUCCGUUGGUCUCCCAACGAAGAUAAAUUCGCCGUCGCCAGUGGUGCGAGAGCGAUUGCGAUCUGUUCGUUUGAUCCGGAGGGUGAUUGGUGGGUGAGUAGGUUAUUGAAGAAGCCCAUAAGGAGCACAGUCUUGAGUCUGGAUUGGCAUCCAAACAAUGUGCUCCUUGCAGCGGGGAGUGCGGAUAUGAAAGCAAGAGUAUUGAGUGCUUAUAUCAAGGAUGUUGACAAGCGUCCCGCACCUACCGUCUGGGGUGAAAAGCUCCCCUUCAACACCAUCUGCGGCGAAUACACCUCUCCCUCCGGAGGCUGGGUGCACUCCGUCGGGUUCUCUCCAAGCGGAGACGUCCUAGCCUUCACCUCUCACGACAGCACCAUCUCCAUCGUCUACCCCGCCCACGGUCCCAACGCCAUCCACACCAUCAAACUCACCCAUCUCCCCCUAGUCACACUCACCUGGACAAGAGAAGACGAAAUCAUCGCUGCUGGGCAUGAUUGUCAACCGUUCGUAUUCAGAGGUGGGGAAGCUGGGUGGGAGCUUGCUGGGACUUUGGACGAUAAUAAACAUGCGGGUGGAGGUUCGACGGGUGUAGGUGGAGGACGUGGGUUCGGUGCAGCAGGUGCGGGUGCGGGUGCAUCGCCCGUUGGUCGGUUGAGCAGCGCAGCAUUCACUACGUUCCGAAACGCCGAUACUCGUGGGUUUGCUUCUAUGGCUAGUUCACCGACGUCGCCAGGCGGCAGUGGCGGGCUUCCAAGUGCAGGUGGAGGAGGGGAGAGUGAGAUUUUCACGCUUCAUCAGAAUACGAUCACCGAGGUUAGGGUGUAUGAAGGUGUUCCUGGAGAUGUGAGGAAAGUCAGUACAAGUGGUGUGGAUGGGAAACUUGUUGUUUGGGAUGUGGCGAAUGUGAGUCCUCUAGGUGCUGCUGGGUUGUCGGGGAAGUUGGGUGGUAUGCAUAUCAGGUAGAAGGAAUAUUUUCACCAGAUGGUGGUUUGCCUGCUGAGGAGGACUUGUGAUAACUGACGUAGGAGUAAUCUCGAUGAUAAUGGAUGGGACGUGUACACAUACAUUCCGAAGGCAUAUAUUACAACCAAGAAAGUUUCUUUCUUCCCUUCAACGGAUACAACGUAAUAUGCCAAUGGCAUUACAAGUACAAUAUAAGAGAACUACCAACGCACAUAUCCCUUGUACAACCCAUGUACGCUUCAUCAUCCCUCGGGAUCAUUGCACAAGUAUCAUCUUCAAGACUUGGCACCACUCCCACUUCCACCGGCACCAGCCCCACCACUUUUCUGAAGUUUCGACAAGUUAGGUUUCGGCGCAGAAGCCAUAUUAGCAGCUCUCUUCUCCUUCUCGCGUUUCGCCCACCGCAAGCCGCAAGCAUUGCAAAGAGUCUUGGGUCCCGACGGGCCCUUGCGCCAUUCAGGUGAAUCCGUCCUCCCGCAAGUCAUACACACAUACUGCUCAGGCAUAUACACCUUCCUAGC